GGUUACCAUUUCUCACAAGUUUCAUAGUAUUUCCAAUACAACUCUCUUCACGAUUAUUGUUGUUGGUUGAUUAUUUCACCGUCCACGAUUUUUUGUGUUUGAGGUAUUCACUUCAAUAGAUAUGACAGAAAACGGUCUAGCCAAGCAAGACUUGAGUACUUUGGACGUGAAAAAGCUAACUCCUUUGACACCAGAAGUCAUUUCACGUCAAGCCACUAUCAAUAUUGGAACCAUAGGCCAUGUCGCUCAUGGAAAGAGUACAGUAGUCAAAGCAAUAUCAGGAGUUCAAACUGUACGUUUUAAAAACGAACUAGAGAGGAAUAUUACUAUAAAACUUGGGUACGCCAACGCCAAACUAUACAAGUGUGAAAAUCCAGAUUGUCCCCGACCUGAGUGUUAUAAAGCUUAUUCGUCUAACAAAGAAGAUGAACCUCCCUGUGAAAGACCAGGUUGUGGUAGUCGUAUGAAGUUAUUGAGACACGUUUCGUUCGUCGAUUGUCCUGGACACGACAUUCUUAUGGCAACUAUGUUGAAUGGAGCUGCAGUUAUGGAUGCAGCUUUGUUGUUGAUUGCUGGCAACGAAACUUGUCCUCAACCUCAAACAUCGGAACACUUGGCAGCUGUAGAAAUAAUGAAGUUGAGAAAUAUUAUUAUUUUGCAGAACAAGAUAGACUUGGUGAGAGAAACUGCGGCGGAAGCACAGUAUCAAGAAAUACAAAACUUUAUUCAAGGAACGGUAGCACAAGAUGCUCCAGUCAUUCCUAUUUCAGCCCAGUUGAAGUACAAUAUCGACGUUGUUGUAGAAUAUCUCAUUAAAAAAGUUCCAGUUCCUAUAAGAGAUUUCCAAAGUAGUCCUCGAAUGAUCAUUAUUCGUUCAUUUGAUGUGAAUCGUCCUGGAGAAGAAGUGAAAGAUUUGAAAGGAGGUGUUGCUGGAGGCUCCAUUAUGCAAGGAGUUUUACGAGUAGGAGAUAAGAUUGAGAUUCGUCCAGGGAUUCCUUCUAAAGAUGAAAAUGGCAAUUUGAUAUGUAUUCCUAUUAUUUCUGUCAUUCAUUCGAUGAAUGCGGAAUCCAAUUCACUUCAGUAUGCUGUUCCUGGAGGUCUUAUUGGAGUUGGAACCACGAUUGAUCCCACCUUAACUAGAGCUGACCGUCUUGUUGGUCAGGUGUUGGGUUCUUUUGGAGGAUUGCCUGAUGUGUAUUGUGAAUUGGAAGUCAAUUUCUUUCUGUUGAGAAGACUAUUAGGUGUGAAAGUAGACGGUCAAGGCAAAUUAGCCAAGGUUCAAAAAUUGGCUAAAGGAGAAGUAUUGAUGUUGAAUAUUGGUUCUACGAGUACUGGAGGAAGAGUAUUAGCAGUCAAAGGAGAUUUAGCAAAGCUUUCAUUGACUAGUCCUGUAUGCACACAAGUGGAUGAAAAAAUUGCGCUUUCAAGAAGAGUUGAAAGACAUUGGCGUCUUAUUGGUUGGGGUCAAAUACGUUCGGGAGUAACAGUUCCUAUUCAAAAUGCUGAACUAUAAAAUAAUUUUCUCCCAACAAAGCGAGUUGGUUUCUGAUAGAAAAGAAAUAUAAUAAUAAAUGGUCGCUACUUGGAAAUGAUAUUUAUAGGAAAGUAGUAUGCACACUCGCUUUCAACACUCCCACUUCUUCAACCAACCCCCAAAAACUCCCUUAUUCUAUACAGCAGCCUUUUUGUUUUGAGGAGAUAAUAACUUUGCAUAAAGUAUUCCAUCCGAUAUUACUUGCUUUGUCUA
Molecule: messenger RNA, 1747 nt
Organism: Galdieria sulphuraria
Lineage: Eukaryota; Rhodophyta; Bangiophyceae; Galdieriales; Galdieriaceae
Product: translation initiation factor eIF-2 gamma subunit isoform 1
Exons: 7
Coding region: 122-1513 (463 amino acids)
Biological process (GO): positive regulation of translational fidelity; formation of translation preinitiation complex
Cellular component (GO): cytosol; eukaryotic translation initiation factor 2 complex
Molecular function (GO): translation initiation factor activity; GTPase activity; tRNA binding
Source: RefSeq, a predicted model, not a curated record